Zootermopsis nevadensis is the source of this 2237-nucleotide messenger RNA. RefSeq lists its product as uncharacterized. The record is from RefSeq and is a predicted model, not a curated record. NCBI's taxonomy places the organism in Eukaryota, Metazoa, Arthropoda, Insecta, Blattodea, Termopsidae.
UCACAGUUCGAAGCCGCCCGGUGAUCGCGGGAGGGAAGGUCGGCCUACAGUCCGUCGGAAUCCCGUUUGUGUGGUCAGUCCCCGCGUAGCUUUGCGUCAGGCAGCAUUGGGAAGGAGCGAAGAACUCAACACAGAUCCUGAGCUGCUUGCUGCGUUAUCAACUCUACAAUGCCGAUAUUGACCAAAUGCUGCUGUUGUGGCUCGCUCAGAGCUGGAGCCAUCAUAAGUGGAGUCCUUGGUGUGGUAGUUGCUAUACCAACACUGAUUCUGAUCCUUGUGUUGAACAUAAAAAUGAAGACAAUCAUCAUUGACACAUUGCCACAAGAAGUAGUGAAAAUCAUUAUUGCGCUGAAUCUGGUAAUGACGGUGCUCAUUUCUAUUCUGCUCAUAUGGGGAGCAGUGAAGCGCAACAAGUUCUUGAUGCUGCCAUGGAUAAUGCUGUCUAUCAUGAUUGCAAUCGGUGGACUCAUUUCAAUCAUCUGGACAGUAGUAGAUCUUUACAAUACAAACUAUGAUACAUUUGCAACAUUAGUCCUUGUGUUUGGACUUAUUGGCGUUGCUUUGGUGGUCUACCUGUGGUUAGUGGUACUGAGUUACUAUCAACUGCUGGUAGAAGAGUCUCACCGUGGGACAUACGGUAAGGUACCAUACCGCCGAUAAAUCAGCGCACAGAGGAACCCCAACACUGAGGUGUUAAUCAAUAUACAUACAAUAGUGUGGAAUAAAGCUGUCUGCAAUACUAGCAAAAAGGUGCUGUCUAGAACAACGUGUUGACUCCUGAAGACUUGAAACGUGCCAUACAACUUAUGUAUAUGGUUGACCCUAAAAUGGUAACUAAUAGUAUAACAACGAAAAGAUAUAACAUGGGCAGUCAGUAAAAUAUUCAGGGGCAAUACAUGAGAAAUUACCAAAAAAUGAAUGUGUUACUUAUUCUACAAACAGUAUCCCAAGUCCAACAACUAUUUAAUAACAUUUAUCAUCACUAAUAAUGGCACAUUUGAUUAUUAACUUUUAUCAUACAGGUAUAUGAGAUUUUAAGACCUCAAACUAAAAGGCUGCCAGUUGGACUGUAACUAUGUGUUUUAACAAGUUAAUAAUAUGCUACUGCAUGUGAAGCAUCGAUGUACUGUUGGUAGAGGUUAACACUCUUAGCUAAUGUCUUCAAACAUGUGUAAAGCAACAGGGGCUCUAUGUUUAUAAUUCCAACAAUAGGUAUGUUGAGAUUUUAUUACACAUGAAGAAUAUGUGCGUAAUGUGCCACAAUACUUUCAAUGGAAUAGUCCUGGUUGCUCAAGAAAUACUUCAAUACUUGGUUGCUGUAGUCAGAUUUCUCUAAUAAACUGUCAGUAUAUGACACUGAGAUAAUUGAGAGAGUAAACCUAGUCAUUGUUAAAAAUUAAUUUAAAGUUGUUUUAAAUGCUAUAAUGAAAAUAAUAAUAUAUCAACUCUGUAAUAUGGCUUCUGGAUGAGCAAAGACCGAUAUGCAAAUUAUUGCCCAUUCUAUACUUGAUUUGUCUAUGUUAAAAGGGCAGUUUGGUUUUUGUUUGACUUCUCUUAGCAAUAUACUAAGAUCCUGAAUACAGAAACUGGGUUUUUCUUCAAGAAACAUCAUAAAGUGAAUGUACUGUAGUUCUAGAACUUAAUGUUAAUUCAAUGUUGUUAUUAAUAUUUCAUAAUUAUAAUGCCAUAAAUCCCAUUAUCAUCAACAUAUUACAACUGACAAAUCAGAAAGUAGAGGUAUUUCCAACCAGUGCAGUACCUGGCAGUUCAGUACAUGACCUAAUAAGCUAUUCCCAACAUGAAUGCAGUACCUGUCUCAGUUUUUGCAAUAAUACCUAUUAUUAAUCCACCAAUUUAUUUUCACAGACUACAUUUAAGAUAAUAUUUCACUAGUCAGUGUCUGUUUAUAUUAAUUGUGUAUUUUCAUUUGUUUGACAUAAUGGAAACACAGUGAAUUAAAAUGUUAAGCAUCUACUUUUGCAGAGAAGUUACAGUUUAAUAUAAACAUGACAACUUACUGUAAAUGUAGAUCUAUCUAUCUCACCUUGCGAUUUUGUGUGUGUAUAUAUAUAUGUUUGAAUGUAUUCUGCAAAAUCUAUUUUUGUGUACAGAUAAAAUAAAUUAUAUAUUUUUAUUGUAUUAUGGUUUUGAUAUAUUUUAAUUAAAAUAAACAGAAGGGAGAGUACUUCAAUAUUUGUCAUAACUACUACUUUCCCAUUCUUACUGAAUUGCCUCUA